UAUAUAUAAUCCCCAAUUUAUUUGUGUCACCCUAAAAUGUAGGAAGGAUUGUAAUGAAGGUCCUAGAAUUAAAACACAGAUCGAAUUUUUAUUAAAAUCAGUUAAAGUAAAAUGUAGGGUACUAUGUUUUUCAUAGGUGUACCGUACUUAAAGUAGAGUCAAAUGCCGUGAUUUUGGCAAUUAAAUAGAACUGUGUGCAACUGCUCAAUAAAACAAAGGGAUCGCGUUUUGAUAUCAAUAAACCAUUUCUGUGAAUAACCGCAACAAGUUCGUUUCCGGUACAAGCUUUAAUUUGGCCUUUUAGCGAUCAUCUAUCUAAGUCCUUAUAAACCUUUGACAGCGAAUGAUCAUUCAUCAGUCGCCAACGUAUCGCAAUGGGCUCCUCUCUAUGUUCCGUCUCUUAUCUGGCGGUGUUGGCAAUUAUCGUCCUUGCAAGCAAUAUUGGAGUCCAGGCUAAAAGAACGAUCAGAAUCCAUAAAUUAGAAAAGGUGGCUCAGGAUACCACAUAUCUGCGCAGCCGUCUACGAAUCGCUGAGUCCGAGAUAAAUGAGUUAAAAAUAGAUGGAUCUCUCGAUCUGAUUCACAGCCUCAACAAUGAUUGGACGGUUGUGUUUAAGGUUUUAAGAUCCCCGGAUGGGGACGCAAACUUCGAAAAAGUUUUAACACUCGAAAUUCAGCUUUGUGACUUUAUGAAGAGCUACUACAAGGAUAUAUUUUACGAACGGAUUAAGGACUACUCGAAUGCCCCACAUCCGAGCAAAUGUCCUCUGCCCAAGGAGCAUUAUGUUCUACAGGACUAUCCUCUCAACGUCAAGGUGCUCAAAAAACUGAUGAGUCCGGGCUUCUAUCGCAUAAAGUAUACCCUUAAGAAUGAAGAGACAAAAAUAUUAUCGUAUGUGCUGGAGAUGGAGUUGGAGGAGGACUAAUCAAUCCCGAAAUUUGCUGGCUCAAAUGUUUCAUUUAAUGCGUGGAAAAUAAAACUAUUCGUAUGAUUGCAUCUGCUUCAA
Molecule: messenger RNA, 1007 nt
Organism: Drosophila teissieri
Lineage: Eukaryota; Metazoa; Arthropoda; Insecta; Diptera; Drosophilidae
Gene: CheA87a
Exons: 2
Coding region: 375-926 (183 amino acids)
Source: RefSeq, a predicted model, not a curated record